UCACCCUUCCCCGCCUUCUCCAACCGCCUCCUCUCGUCUCCGCCGCUCUUUCUCUAUCUGCCGUCGGAUUUCCGCCGUUUUCUCGGAAUCUCAUCCCCUUACCUCGUCGCUCCUCCUCUUAGAUGUUUAAUCGCUUGUUCUCGAUGUUUCAGAUUCAUGUUUCCGAUUCUUAGUGAAAUUCUCCGUUCCGGUUUUAUGAUCAAUUCUUCUCUCCGACGCCGUACGCAUUUGGUUCAAUCUUUCUCCGUCGUCUUCCUCUACUGGUUCUACGUCUUCUCGUGAACUUCCUCGAUUUCUCUGCCUGAAAUUAUCGAGAUUACCAGAUCGGUUAUUGAUUCGGAGAUUGUUAAUUUCUUUGUAUUGUUCUUAUUUUCGUUUUCGAUUUAGGUUUUUUUUCUUUCUGCGGUAGAUUAGAUAUUCUGUAAUUUGUGUUGUGCUCUGCUGUAAGUUGCAUUGUUAUCAUCUAUCAUCUUCAUCUCUAUGGCUUCUUCGAGCGGAAAUUCCUCUGGUUCCACUAGGCUUCUAAACUCAGGCUCUGAAGAGGAUUUGCAGAUUCUGAUGGAUCAGAGGAAACGGAAAAGAAUGCAAUCGAAUCGUGAAUCAGCGAGGCGAUCUCGAAUGCGGAAGCAACAGCAUCUGGACGAAUUGAUGGCGCAAGUGGCUCGAUUACGGAAGGAUAACGCUCAGAUUCUCUCGAAUAUCAACAUUACAUCGCAGCUUUAUAUGAAUGUCGAGGCAGAGAACUCGAUUCUGAGAGCUCAAAUGGAGGAACUGACGCAGAGAUUGCAAUCGCUCGAGGAGAUCUCUAAUUGCAUCGACAUCGGCGGCAACAAUGGCGGAUUUGGAGAAGCGGAGGAGGAAGCAUUUCAGAUUCAGACUAAUGCGGCCACCGAUAGCUUCAUGAACUCGAUGAAUUUUCUGUAUGUCAACCAGCCGAUCAUGGCCACUGCUGAUAUCUUCCAUUAUUGAGUUCUGAAGGUUUAAUUUCUUGAUAAGAUCUGUGUGUUGGAAAAAUAUGUAUCGAUCUUCUGGUGAUUUCCUUGGGAUUAUUGGAACAAUGUUAAUCAGAUUCAGAUGUGUUGGAGGAAGUAGAAAUGGGGUCCAUAGUUGAAAUUAUUUCUGUUCAAGGGAGUAUUUUGUGCAAAUCUCAACAAAGUUAUGAUCCUCUUUAAUUAUUGUUUAUGCAUUCUAACACGCAACCGGAGCAUAAACUGUUGGAUUGUGAACUUGAA
Molecule: messenger RNA, 1232 nt
Organism: Cucurbita moschata (crookneck pumpkin)
Lineage: Eukaryota; Viridiplantae; Streptophyta; Magnoliopsida; Cucurbitales; Cucurbitaceae
Product: bZIP transcription factor 44-like
Exons: 1
Coding region: 481-969 (162 amino acids)
Biological process (GO): positive regulation of DNA-templated transcription
Cellular component (GO): nucleus
Molecular function (GO): transcription cis-regulatory region binding; DNA-binding transcription factor activity
Source: RefSeq, a predicted model, not a curated record